AUCAUCUCUCACUGACACGGUGUGUUGGGUUCUAUAUGUCGAUACUAGAGGUGCACAGUGAUGUAAAUUAGUAAGGCAGGGCUGUCUUUGUUCCCAUCUUCCGUGUACUGUCUUGAGAAGUACCAACAGAGAGAUCACAUUUUUAUCCUCUUUCGUUAUUUUGUCGCUAAUGUGAUACAUGCCAAGCAUGAUGUACAAAGGACCAGUGCUUUGCUUUGUGUUUCUUCUGACAUUAUUUGGAGUUUCAAAGCAGACAGAUGAAGGUUUUGUGCAGGAAGUCCAGCAAAACUACAAAGAUCGUCUGAACAGUAAGCUUGAACAGCAAGUCUUGAGAUACAAUCUCCAUGAAGUGGCCUUCAGGGCUUAUGCGACCUAUUUUGAUCGCGCGGACGUCGACCUUCCUGGUUUCAGCCAUUUCUUCAAGGCCAGCGAGCAGCGCAUGAGGGAGCAAGCAGUCAAUAUGACCCUCUACGUCAAUAUGAGAGGGGGGCGCAUUCGCUUCCCUUCCAUUAAACUGAAGGACUCCUGCAAAGACAUCAGCCAAUCGCUGCAGCAGCUCGGUGUCACGAAAGCUAUGGUCACCAAGUCCGAGACAGUGGCAGCAAGGACCAACCCUUAUAUCUGCAACUUCCAGUCUCUCACUCCUUUCAAGCCGCAAAAAAAGAAGACGGCGGCUUCCAAGAAGUGGAGCUGGUUUCAAUACCUCACCAGACAGAAAGCCGAGUCUGCACAGUCCAGAGAGAACUCCAAGCACUACCUGGAAGACUAUGCUGAGGUUCAGAUAGAGAACAUUAAGUCGACAGCGGAUCUGCUGCACAGGCUGAGGGCAUACAAGGCCGAGGAAGAUUAUCCGCUGGGUGAAUACCUCAUGGACAAAGAGCUCAGCUCCUAAACCACGCCGAAGAAUUAUCCUUUUGGAUUAAAAAGAAAAAGCUGUGCAUGUUGCACUAAAAAUAAAAGGAAACAAGAUUUCGCAAGCCCUUUCUCUUAUUGCUCUAUUUUAACAUUUUGUUUUUCAUCAAUAAAAAAGUCGUUUUUGUUCGUUUA
Molecule: messenger RNA, 1047 nt
Organism: Aplysia californica (California sea hare)
Lineage: Eukaryota; Metazoa; Mollusca; Gastropoda; Aplysiida; Aplysiidae
Product: yolk ferritin
Biological process (GO): intracellular iron ion homeostasis; iron ion transport
Cellular component (GO): cytoplasm
Molecular function (GO): ferrous iron binding; ferric iron binding
Source: RefSeq, a predicted model, not a curated record